This is a messenger RNA of Oreochromis niloticus (Nile tilapia), 3892 nucleotides long. Its product is annotated as transcription factor 7-like 2. The record is from RefSeq and is a predicted model, not a curated record. Gene Ontology annotation, cellular component: chromatin; beta-catenin-TCF complex. The transcript has 6 exons. Gene Ontology annotation, molecular function: DNA-binding transcription factor activity, RNA polymerase II-specific; RNA polymerase II cis-regulatory region sequence-specific DNA binding. Bases 2064 to 2714 code for a protein of 216 amino acids. NCBI's taxonomy places the organism in Eukaryota, Metazoa, Chordata, Actinopteri, Cichliformes, Cichlidae. Gene Ontology annotation, biological process: regulation of transcription by RNA polymerase II; canonical Wnt signaling pathway.
UUCCUACAGAUUUGCUGGUUGCACGUGCAUGAUGCAAAUCUUUGAUUUAGAGCAUGUUCAAGAAACCAGUUUGAGAUUAUCUGAGUUUUGUAGCACUGUGUGUUACCCUGCUGGAAGCUCUCAUUAGAACAGAAUGGGGGAACUCGGUGUCCUGCAGGUUUUAGAUGUCUCCUUGAACUAAAUGAUUCAAAAUUACCUCAUCAACAUGUCUUGAAGUUCUACAGAGGUAAUGAACUAAUCAUUUGAUUUGGAUGUGUUGACCUAGAGUGAUAUCUAAAACUUGCAGGACGGGCCUUGAGGCCUGGAGUUCCCCACCCCCUGCAUUGUUCCCCCCCAUCCCUCAACUCUUUUUCCUGUGAACACUUUCCUGACGAGCUACACACAUCUAAUGUUUUUUACCCAUGUGAAAAAUAAAUAAAUAUAUUCAUACACUGCAUGAAUAUAUGUUAAAAUCUCAAGUGACACAAAAAGAAUAAUACACUACGUGAGGCUAUCACAUCACUAUUGCAUUACCAAUGCUGGCAUCAGCUUUAAUCUAGCCCUUGGCCUUUGGGGGGAGUUGUGCUUUCACUAAAAUCUUUUUUAAACAAUAUGUGUUUGAUAUGUUAUUAAAACAAAAAAAUAUGCCUGAUUAUUUCCUUUGAUGGUUUCUAUCGGUCAUGAUUUAAUCGGGCGCAUCGCAGCAAAACACUUCUGACAGUCGUGCCAGCAAAGCCAGAGGGAUCCUCACCCCUGACACCAACACUGAACCUGGGGGGGAGCGAGAGAGGGAGGAGUCAAAGGUUGUGGUGAAAUAAAAAAGAGGAUUAUAUCUGAGAGUGUUUAUGCACAAAAUGUUCUAAAUAUAAAUGUUUUUUAUUGUUAAUGGAACGUAUUGUGUGUGCGUUUCUAGGGCCUGCAAAUGGAAAUAAAAGAGUGAAAUUGAAAAAAAAACAACUGUUUUUCUGUGAAAAACGAAUAGUUUAAUAUGUUAAGGAAAUAUUUUUUCUCCUCUUUUGGCAGUUUCGAUUUAUGAAGUAGACUGAUGAAAGACAGUAUUAUGGCCACAGGAAUAAAGAGCUAAACCAGCCCCGACUCUCAGGUGAUUGAGGUUGUAGAUAGAUUAAAAUCUGUGAGCAUUUGGGAGGUUUUGUAGGUUGUAGGAGAGAAAACUAUGAGGAGAGCACUGGAAGAACCUGAGGGAAGAAAAUAACUGUUUGUUGGGGGGUGGGGAGGUCGAAGGGUUUAUAAACAUCAUGGACACGAGUUCAUCUCUACAGUAGAGACGAAUCACACUCCUGCCACUCUUCUCUGUGUUAACAUCUGAAUUAUCCACAAAUCUCUAAAUCUACUUUUACUUUAGGUUUCUAUUCCCUCCUUACAGUCAAGGACAGACAGAUGCCCGGCAUAGAGGUAAGUAUUCAUUCUAGUGAUUAUUGUUAUUAUUGGAUUUUUAAUUGAAUUAUAUCAAAUUAUAACCUGGGUGUAUUACCGGCUCUUUGGUCCUUAUUUGGGGACUCAAAACUGUUGUAUGGUAAAGUCAUUGUCAUAAAUAGUCAUAUUGAUGUCACAUAAAUACAAGGUAAUUUCUACAAAACUUAUUAAUAUAACUUAAUUUUAUUGUAAAGUAAAUUACAAAAAUGUUUUUUAUGUUUUAAAUGGUAAAUUUCAUCAUAGUCCUCUUUUAAAAUUAAGAUUUUCAUGUACAAAUGAUAACUGUUUGGUAAAUAAAGAUAUUCAUGGCAGCUCAAUGUCUUUUGUAUCAAAUAUAAAUGUAACUAAAAUAACAAUAAAACAGUUUUAACAGACAAAAGUAAACAGAGUAAAAGUGUCAGUCAAAUGUAAGUGCUUAUAAAUCUUUGAUUACCUUUUCGUGUUGACAGUUACAUAUUAAUGAUAGAGCAAUAACUAGUAAAUGAUUAUUUGUAAUAUAUAAUGUAAUGCAUACUAAGAUGAUAAUGAAAUGUAUAUAUUAUUCAUUCUGACUGCCUCAGUCACUGUAAACUGUUUGGAUUAUUGAUCUCAUUUCAGGAGAUGCGACUAAAUCCAAACUCUGCAGGGCUGAGCUGUGGCGGUAAAAAUCAAUGAACAUAAAUAAAAAUAAGCCCACCAAAAAAGACAACAUUCUGACAACAUUUGAAAGUGAUUUGUUUCCUUCUUCUGUUUCAGUUAAACCACAGGCGUACGAUUGGUGGCCAGCUGAGCAGCAGCAGUAUCUCAAUCCGACCAGCAGGGGGCAAAAUAACAUGCCACAGACUCAAAGCACUGCUGCUGAUACUACCGUCCAUCCUCUCGUUCCUCUCCUCCUCUACAGCGACAGACACUUCCCCUCUUCCUCUCUGUACAGCCAGCCAGUCAGCGCUGCUGCUGCCCAGCAGGUCUCCGCCCAGUCCGGGCAGCACACCUGUUACCACAGCAACAGUGCCUUCAGCAGGCAGCCUGUGAAGAAGCCUCUGAACGCCUUCAUGCUCUACAUGAAGGAGAUGAGACACAAAGUGCUGCAGGAAGGCCAGGAGAGAGAGAGCGCCGCCAUCAACCGCAUCCUGGGCCGCAGGUGGCACGCUCUGUCCCACUCCGAGCAGUCCAAAUAUUACGACCUGGCGCAGAAAGAGAGACUCCUCCACAUGCAGCUCUACCCUGGAUGGUCUGCUCGGGACAAUUACGGUAAAAGGAAGAGGAGGCAGAGCCAGCAGAUAUCAGGAAGCACUUCCAGCUGGACUCUUAAUGCUGGAUGAGAGCUCUGAAGGGACAGGGGUGGGGGGUGGGGGAGGAAUAAUCACACAAUGACAAACAACUACAAUGUAAUAAAAUGACAUGCGUGACUUUUCUGUCUGCGUGUUUGUUUCUUUGGCUGUGAACUCCUCCUACACGAUGAGGAGUGGCGCACAGGUAUAUCUUAGGUUAAUCAUCAUAGCACCUAAACUAAAUGUAGUUUACCAGUAUGUCAACAGCACGAACAGACCAAACAACACUACUAUGGGCACGUAGCAGUAACGUCAUUGUGUAUGUAGGCUUAUUGGUGCCCCCAAAAUAGUCAAAAUUAAAAUAAAUCCUCGGAUUUUUUUAAAUUUUUUUUUAAAAUUGAAACCCACUGAGAAAAUGACUUGAAUCCUUAUGAAACGACUGCUCAACUUAUUUAGUUUUUAUCUCUGCUUAAACUGUUAAGUAGUUUAAUUUUUAUCCCAAAAAGUGGACGUAGUGUUUUCAGUGAGAGAAACGUUUCGUCAGGAAUAAACUUUGAGAUUUCCUUAUGUGGAUGAUUGAACAUUCAUCAAUACACUUCUAUUUCUAUUUUCCAAUCAUAAAUCUUUAUCUUAAGUUAUGACCGUAACACGCUAAACAAUGUCACUAAACCAAACAACCUCUGCAAUCUUUUCCUGAAAGAUUUAUGAAUUUACAGCUGAUAACUGCCUAGUUCGCAUAUUAUUAAGUUUUUAUUUUAACUUAAAAGCCAUGAUGGUCAGAACAAUUAACACUGAUAUCACAACACAACAACUCAGUUCUUCCUGAUACUGCAAUGCUGGUUUUCUGACUUACAGAGAAUAAAAGUGAGCAAAUAAGAAAAUAAAACCAAACUUUUUAGAAAAAGUCCUGAGCCAAACCUGGAUGAAAACAUGAUAAAAAUUGAAAUGACAAGCAUUCACAUUGAAUUUCCUUUCACAUUUUUGACAUGUCUGAGGCUUCUUUUGUUCAGUUUUGCAGCAUUUUAACAAGUAACCUACAGUUUAUUUAAGGUGACAACAUCUGGCUGUUGUUGUCGUCAGUGUGACGAUAAGAAUAAAUACAGCUCACAAGCAGUGAAUGAUUCUGAAAGUUGGCUUUUAAGGACUUUUAAGGACGUGGGCCUUAAAGAGACAGGAGCUUUUUUUUCUUUCCUCCAGAGAGAUGAAGAACACGGACGCUACCUCAUGUC